UUGCCAUUUGGUUCAGUUGGUUCCGUUCGACGGUUUCACGGUUUGUUAUUUGUUUACAACUCUACAUAUUCACGUGUAUAUUUAUUUCGACUGGUUUCGUUUGAUUCUGUUCAAGUAUUUUUUCAUAUUUAUUUGCUAUUUGAUGUUCAAUUACAUAAAACAUGUUUCCAUUAAGUACUCAAAAGAAAUUCUGGGUAUUUACUGAUGAAAAGGAUUUAAUAGAACUUAGACGACAAGCCAAUGCUAAUUUUGUAGAAAAACACGGUAAUGGAAUGUCAGCAGAGCAAAAGGCAGAAUAUUUUCUGUCAGAAUCAGAAGAGCGUAUCCUGGUUCGCUAUUAUGAAACACAACUAAGAGAGUUGGGUAAACGAUUUAAUCCACAAAUGCCACGCGCUACCGUUGCAACUGCUUUGCAUUAUUUCAAAAGGUUUUACUUGAGAAAUAGUGUAAUGGACUAUCAUCCGAAGGAAAUACUAGUCACCUGUGUAUAUUUAGCGUGCAAGGUGGAAGAAUUUAACGUUUCUAUAUCUCAAUUCGUGGCGAAUAUCAAAGGAGAUCGAGAUAAAGCUUCCGAUAUUAUUCUCAAUAACGAACUGCUUCUCAUGCAACAGUUAAAUUAUAAUCUAACAGUUCAUAAUCCGUUUAGGCCUGUAGAAGGUUUAUUAAUUGACAUAAAGACACGAUACCCAGGAAUAGAAAAUCCAGAAAGAUUGCGUCCGCAUAUAGAGGAAUUUCUUGAUAAUGUUUAUAUGACCGAUAGCGUUUUACUUUAUGCUCCGAGUCAAAUAGCCUUGUCUGCUAUUCUCAAUGCAGCUUCAAAAAUUUCAUCAACUUUGGACAGUUAUGUCACUGAUAUUCUAUUUUCCAGAGACCAUUUGGGUGGAAUAAUCGAGGCAGUCAGAAAAAUAAGAUCUAUGGCCAAAUUUAUUGAAACUCCUACAAGAGACUUUGUAAGGCCUCUAGAGAAGAAAUUGGAAAGAUGCAGGAAUCAAGACAAUAAUCCUGACAGUGAAAUAUACAAACAAAGAAUGCAAGAUAUGUUGGAUGAGGAAGAUCUAUUGGACAAUGAAAAAUACGCAAAAAUCAUUGAAGAUCAAGCUGCAAAUGAUGAAAAGACACUAGGCGUCACUACAGUCUCUCUGAGUGAUUAAGGUGAUUAAUUCCCUCAUUCGCAAAUAACAAUUGUACAUGUGUCAAGAACUUGGAUUUUGAGAUUUCUCAGUAAGUGAUAUUAAAUAGUUUCUAAAUUAAA
This is a messenger RNA of Leptopilina heterotoma, 1252 nucleotides long. RefSeq names its product cyclin-H (gene CycH). NCBI's taxonomy places the organism in Eukaryota, Metazoa, Arthropoda, Insecta, Hymenoptera, Figitidae. The transcript is spliced from 6 exons. Gene Ontology annotation, molecular function: cyclin-dependent protein serine/threonine kinase regulator activity. Gene Ontology annotation, cellular component: transcription factor TFIIK complex; nucleus. Gene Ontology annotation, biological process: regulation of transcription by RNA polymerase II; DNA-templated transcription; regulation of cyclin-dependent protein serine/threonine kinase activity. Bases 162 to 1151 code for a protein of 329 amino acids. The record is from RefSeq and is a predicted model, not a curated record.